Molecule: messenger RNA, 937 nt
Organism: Dendroctonus ponderosae (mountain pine beetle)
Lineage: Eukaryota; Metazoa; Arthropoda; Insecta; Coleoptera; Curculionidae
Product: nucleolin
Exons: 5
Coding region: 118-816 (232 amino acids)
Source: RefSeq, a predicted model, not a curated record
CUGUCGCAUCACGUGACCCACGCUCGCCGCCAUUUCUUCGAGUAAACAAGGACCCGGAACGUUCGUGCGGUUAAAGUGUUCGUUUGUGUGGCAAAUAUUCGAUAUUAAGCGGUGAAAAUGUCCGACGUGGAAUCGGCCAAUACCAAUAAUGCCGCUAAGGAGGAGAACAGCCAGAAUGAAAAGGCGCCAAAAAGUCGGAGAUCCAAAUCAGCUAGAGCUUCGGUCAUUGACAAAGUGCGCGAAGAAAGCGAGACCAUCCUGAAGGGACUGGAAGCGGCACCUGAAGGUCGUCGGAUGACACGCUCGGCCUCCAAAGGGGCGACGGCAACGCCUCCGCCCCCAGUGAAGAAAGAGCGAAAAUCCAGUGCGGCCGCAACGCCCUCGGGUAAAGGCCGAGGUCGGCGAUCCAAGAAACCCGUCAUAGAGGAGACGGUGGAGAGUCAGGAUGAAAACAAAGAUUCUUCAGUGACUGAAGACGAAGACAAGAGCGAAGUGUCGAAAGACGACGCUUCUCCAGCAGAGUCUUCAGAGACAAAGUCCGAACCGGAACCGAUGGAGACCAACUCUCACGAGGAAAAGGAAGAGUCGGCGAAUAACAACGCUGCAGAGUCCUCCAAAGAGCCAGAGGCGACCGAAAACGGGGCCAAAGAGGAGGACAGUGCAGAUAACGCAGACGCUUCGGAAGACGAGAAGAAAGAGGAAGAAACGUCGGCAGCGCCUAAAGAAGAAACCAGCACAGAAGCAGCAGAUCCAGUAGAAGAAGCGGCGACGGGCGUCGAUACCCCAUCAACAGAAGCGGAAAAACCGGCAGAAUAACUGCGUAUCUGCCCGUUUUCUAUCUGCUAAGAUUGGUAGGUUAACGUAAUGCAACGGUAAAAUCAAAAGCCCGGUGAGAAUGUGAAGACAAUGGAAAUAAAUCCUGACUACCACCCCCCCA